Molecule: messenger RNA, 926 nt
Organism: Danaus plexippus (monarch butterfly)
Lineage: Eukaryota; Metazoa; Arthropoda; Insecta; Lepidoptera; Nymphalidae
Product: translocator protein-like
Exons: 4
Coding region: 261-776 (171 amino acids)
Cellular component (GO): mitochondrial outer membrane
Source: RefSeq, a predicted model, not a curated record
UAUCAGUUAUCACUUUAUAUCGGCUUAUUAAUUAUUAUUAUUAUUUGUUAUCAUUUAUCACUUAUCAUUGUCUGACAAUAUACUACAGUCAUAACCUUAUCGUUCAUAUUAUUAUUGUCUUGUUUGCAGUUUGAAGCUGGACUAUUCCUAAAAUAGUUUCUUUGUUUUGCCGACGAAAAUACUGAACAAAAUAUUCAUUUAAAGUUUUUAUUCAACAAAUAUAACAUUUUUAAUUAAACUAAAGACAUUUUUAAUUAGCCAUGGUUAACUGGAGUAUGAUUGGUGCCAUGGUGCUGCCAAACUCUGGUGGCUGGCUCGGAGCUUUGACCAUGUCCGGCCAAGUCAGAUCUAAGACUGGCGUAUCCUGGUAUGAUACCAUAAAAAAACCAAGUUGGAAUCCCCCAAAAUGGGUAUUUGGUCCGGCCUGGACAGUUCUAUAUACAGGAAUGGGAUAUGCCUCUUAUAAGAUUUAUGAAGAUUGUGGCGGUUUCACUGAGAGAGCUGUGUUGCCACUAUCUUUAUAUGGCAGUCAAUUACUUUUAAACUGGACUUGGAGUCCGGUGUUCUUCAAGUAUCAUAAAAUGGGUUGGGCUUUCGUACAUAUAGUAGCGUUAGACGUAAUGGCCGCUGCCUGUUCCUACAGCUUCUAUAACAUCAAUCAAACAACUAUAUAUUUAAUGUCGCCAUAUCUAGUUUGGCUCAGUUUCGCGUCUUUCCUCAACUACACUAUAUGGAAGAUGAACAACGAUGACAAAGGCAAUAUUAAACCUCUAUAAAUUAAAAAAAACAAUGACUAUAUGAUAAUAUAAUAUUUUUGUUAAACAUUUUACUAUGAAUAAAGACCUUAUUUGUGUCAAUUAUAUUUUGUGUGUAAUUAAAAUAUUUUCUAUGACAUGUUAAUUAUUUAAUAAACGUAUUAUUUCAUU